This is a messenger RNA of Rotaria sp. Silwood1, 693 nucleotides long. The record is from the annotation of a GenBank genome assembly. Lineage: Eukaryota; Metazoa; Rotifera; Eurotatoria; Philodinida; Philodinidae.
AUGUCAUCUCAACUUUUAUAUGGAACCGUGUUCAAUAACCAAGCGAAUCGUUUACAUAUUCCAAUUCAACAUGCAAAAGCUACGGCACGAUCCUUGCUGAAUCUUUAUACACAAGCCGUUAAUGCCAACAUUGCUGCUACUGAUUUAUUUGAUUGUCUUACUGGUUCACCUCUUCGAAUGCCCCAUGAAAUUGCUGAUACAAUUGUCGAUAUUUGCCGAUCGGCACCGUACUUGAAAACACAAUUUAUCUCACAAUCUGGCCUCUGUAUAUCAUAUCCUGAUCUCAACGAUAACAAGAAACGACAGCGCACAUUUGCGCUGAUGCAAUCAUCAUUGAUCAUUGAAGCUACAACUCGUCUCAUUGCCUUCUUCUCGAAUCGUCAGCUUUAUCUACCAUCAAUCACAAAACUAAUUGAAGAUUUCAUUGUCUGUCUUCCUGUCAUCAAAGACAGCAAUCAUAAUCGAUCAUCGACCAAUAUAUCUGAUUUGGUCGAAGAAAUGCUCAAUCAAACUCGAAUUGAACUUGAUAUCGAAACUAUUAAUCGGAAUUCGUUUAUGGAAUCUGAACCACUUGAUAAUCCAUCAAACGCACAAACACUUACCAGAAAAAUAAUUGUUAAUAAAAAGGAUUUAUCAAAUGGACAUCGUCUCGACCAAAAAAGCUAUUUGACAAUUCGAAAGAAUUCCUCGUAA